Molecule: messenger RNA, 2241 nt
Organism: Chinchilla lanigera (long-tailed chinchilla)
Lineage: Eukaryota; Metazoa; Chordata; Mammalia; Rodentia; Chinchillidae
Gene: Upp1
Product: uridine phosphorylase 1
Exons: 5
Coding region: 1258-1863 (201 amino acids)
Biological process (GO): nucleotide catabolic process; uridine catabolic process
Cellular component (GO): cytosol; cytoplasm
Molecular function (GO): uridine phosphorylase activity
Source: RefSeq, a predicted model, not a curated record
ACCCGCCCCGGGGACCCCGCCGGCCCCGCCUGCCCCUCUGCACACACACACAGCUGUGCCUUUAUCUCCUGUUUGCUCUGAGAGGCCCCACAGCCGGGGGGCGGAGAGGCGGGGACCCAGGCUUCCGCUUUGGCCUGGGCUCCUGGGGAGGCUGCAGAUGCGCAAAUCCAGAUGCAAACAGGCGCAGCUGUCCACACAGCCCGCAGGUGGCCGUCAGGGAGCCAGCGGCCGAGUGUGCGGGGACUCAGGAGCGGGUGCCUGGGGCAGAGCGGGCUGUGAGGAGAGCCGCAGCCGUGUCCCGGCCUCCCGUCCCCUUGGCCACCUCGCAUGUGUGAGUUAAGUCCCUGACUGGGUGGAUUCCACCAGCGAGGUCUUCUGUAUGCUGGCUUUGAUUUCCUUUGUCAGCGCCGACGGGAACGGAAAUUGGCAGAGUGAGCCGGCUCGGCGCUCUCCUCCAGAUGUGCAUCCCUGGCUCGUCGGCCGGGGCCAGUGGUGAUGUCAUGAACACAUCUGGGAGCCCAAAGGCAACGCCGAGUUAGACAGUGUGUGGAAGCAUGUCCCAGGGGAGGAGGGCGCUGAGACCAAUUAGGAAGAGUCCUCUGCCCUAGGGCUGUGUCUCAGCAAUGGCAUGGGGAAGUGCCCGUUGACAGCGACGUCCCCGGCAGGCUCCUUGGGAGGUGCGGGGGGGGGGGGCGCUGCACAGAGACUGGGAUGGAGGACGAGGCACAGGAGGUGCAUAGACUCCGAGGGACCGGCCACUUACUCAGAGGACUGGCCGCGAAGCAGAGCAUGUGGGGAGAAAAGUGAGGAGGGGAACCCCUCCCAAGCCCGUGGGGUGGGCGUUUGCUGGGCUUUGGGGCAAACAGGAGCUGCUUACUACCUUCCUACCGGAAGUGGACAGUCCGUGUGCGCCAGCUGGGGUCACGAGCAGGACCGCGGCGUGCACACUUCCCAGCUCCGAGUGUUCGCGGGCUGUGAACUGUUUUGAAGCUCGCCUUCCGUUGUCCCCACGAGGAGCUCCUUAGGUGGAUGGGCGGCACAGGAGUCCCCGAAACUGCAGCAGGUGCACCCCAGGACUGCCGUGGGUGCUGGACACCGCAGCUAGCGUGAAGCCCUGUGUGUACGCUGGCUCUUCCCACGAGCACCUGCUGUGGCACAGUCUGACGAGGAGAUGAGGCCGAAUUCGAUAACAAUAGCUAGCAGUAAAAUAGAGCAAUUGCAACCGGACGCCAUGCUAGAAGCUCUGUGAAUCACGGCAUGGGGAUCCCCUCAAUCGCCAUCAUGCUGCACGAGCUCAUCAAGCUGCUGUACCACGCCCGGUGCGCCGACGUCACCAUCAUCCGCAUCGGCACCUCCGGCGGGAUAGGUCUGGAGCCCGGCUCCGUGGUCAUCACGCGGCAGGCCGUGGACGCCUGCUUCAAGCCGGAGUUCGAGCAGAUCGUCCUGGGCAAGCGGGUGGUCCGCAGCACCGACCUGGACGAGGGGCUGGUGCAGGAGCUGCUGCGCUGCGCGGGGGACCUCAGCGAGUUCGCCACGGUGGUGGGCAACACCAUGUGCACCCUGGACUUCUACGAGGGCCAGGGCCGUCUGGACGGCGCCCUCUGCUCCUACACGGAGAAGGACAAGCAGGACUACCUGCGGGCGGCGCACGCCGCGGGCAUCCGCAACAUCGAGAUGGAGUCGUCGGUCUUCGCCGCCAUGUGCAGUGCCUGCGGCCUCCGAGCGGCCGUGGUGUGUGUCACCCUCCUGGACCGGCUGUGCGGGGACCAGAUCAGCAGCCCGCACGAGGUGUUAGCUGAGUACCAGCAGCGGCCGCAGCGCCUGGUGGGCCACUUCAUCAAGAAGAGCCUGGGGCGGGCCUGAGGCGCUACAUCCCGGGGCAGGCCACCGGAGCCCCCGCCGGGGAAACUGCUGUCCGAGUCCCCUUCGUGUCCCUGGAGCACACUGCUCGGGAGGAACUGGGGAGCAGGUUGCUGUUCAGAGGAGGGGAGGCUGCAUCAGGUUACCCAGAAGGGGGCCGUCUCUGUAAAAGCUUCCUAAGUGCAUUUCAACGACUUUAUCUUGGUUUGGAGGUUUUUUUUUCCCCCAGAACUUUCGGUAGAAUAUUUGAACUCUUGUUAGUGAAAAAUUAAGGAUUUUAAAGUUCUAUACAAUUCAUGUGAAUAAACACGUAAGUGAAAAAUUAAGGAUUUUAAAGUUCUAUACAAUUCAUGUGAAUAAACACGUAAUUUGAUAACCAUG